ACCCCCCGCACAAGUCGCUUAUGCAGGCGCUCUAACAGCGCUCAUGCAGUUAUCUCAUCCAAGGGGUGGUUGUUAUCUACACUUUUAGUCCUUGGAAGAAUCCGAUUUGGCAAUGACGCACCUGUCCAUGGAUUCGAGAUUCUUGUUCGAUUAAUCCGACCUACUACAUCACCGAUCAAACUGGGGCUAGAUAUGUAUUACGAAAGAAGCCUCCAGGUCAAUUGAUGUCAAGCACCGCACACGCCAUCGAGCGCGAAUUCAAGAUCCUCUCUUCCCUUCCCCCGGAUUUUCCAUCGCCCAAGGUUCACGCUUUAUGUCUGGAUACGUCGAUCAUCGGAACAUCCUUCUACCUCAUGGAGUUCAUCAAAGGACGAAUAUUCCAAGAGGUUGAUCUUCCGCAGAUCAAAAACCAGGACGAACGCGUGGCCAUUUACAAGAGUGCGAUUUCCGUCUUGGCACGAUUACAUUCAUUCAAACCGGCUGAGCUUGGCCUCGAUUCAUACGGCUCUCAGAGCGACUUUUAUGAGCGUCAAAUAAAGUCAUUGGGGAAAAUCAGCGGGAUUCAAGCUGCUACUCAAGAUGAAAAGUCUGGCGAAGCGGUCGGGGAUAUCAUCAAGAAGGACGAUUUGUUGGAUUGGUAUAAAGCUCGUAAACCCCCACACCAAAUCACGAUCGUCCAUGGGGACUACAAGUUAGACAACUUGGUCUUUCAUCAGACGGAGCCUCGUGUCAUCUCCGUAUUGGAUUGGGAGUUGUCUACCUUAGGUCAUCCGUAUUCCGACUUGGCCAACUUGCUUCAGCCAUGGUACGCACCUUCGAGUCUCUCGGUGGGAUACCAGCCUUCUCUCCUCCUAGGAUUCAGGGAUUUGCCAUUCGAUCAGAUGCCUAUCCAGAUUACAGCUGAUGAUCUCUUAAAGAAAUAUUGCGAGCUCAGUGGCAAAGAUUAUCCACUCGUCAAUUGGGAGUGCGCCGUAUCUUUUGCCUUUUUCCGGCUCGCAGUGAUUGCCCAAGGAAUCGCUGCGCGCAUCGCGAAGGGGCAGGCUAGUUCUGCUCGAGCAAGCGAGUAUGGAAGCAAGUUUCAGAUAAUUGGUAAAUACGCCAUAGACACCAUCGAGAUUUAUGAGCAAAAGAAAAGCAAAGUGAUGUCGUGA
Puccinia graminis f. sp. tritici CRL 75-36-700-3 is the source of this 1151-nucleotide messenger RNA. RefSeq lists its product as uncharacterized. The coding region runs from base 225 to 1151 and encodes 308 amino acids. Lineage: Eukaryota; Fungi; Basidiomycota; Pucciniomycetes; Pucciniales; Pucciniaceae. The record is from RefSeq and is a predicted model, not a curated record. The transcript has 6 exons.